UGCCUCUCUACCCCAAAGGUUUCGCACCCCAGCUCGCAUCUAUACUAUUUUCAUCCUGCACUAAGAAACGAGCAGCAUGCUGUCAUGCCAAGAUCUGAGCUUUGCAGGAGGGCAGCGCUACGACUGCCCGUACUCCGCCUCGACGUCAGUUGACGGCAGUGUUGACGUUUCCACGGCAACGCUCGUCUCCCUCUGGGACACCGGUCCCCUGGACAACGCUACCCGCCAGCACGAGCCACCGCGGCGGGAUUCAAUGCCUGUGUCUGAGCAUAGACUGGGACAUCACACCUGGCCAGACCAACUGUCACCUCAGCUUCAACGAAACAAACAGCUUCAAGACACCCUAAUUCAAAGAGAGGAGGAGCUGGCCAGACUUCAAGAAGAGAAUAACAAACUCAAAGAGUUUUUGAACUCAUCGUAUGUGAAGUCUUUAGAGGAAAAAAGUAAGAAGCUUCUUUCAAACUGCAAGGAUCACGAUGGGUUGAGCCACCGAAAGAGAGCGCACAGUGAUUUCCAGAACCUGAGCCAGUUGCUUCACGGUGCAGAGGGGAAGCGGACCUGUCGCAAUCUUUCUUUAGAGUUCUGCUCUGCAGAGGAGCUGGCGGACACCCCACCUUUGGACUCGUGGAUACUGGAGACACUAGGCCUGCAAGAUGAAAACACAGUUGACCCACAGCAGAGUUUCAACAGCUCUAUGAAUGACCACAAUGGCUCUCUCAUCUGUGCGCCGCCUAAAGAGGACCAUUACAGUACGGCAUCUAUAGGCAAUGCAGUCAGCCCUAAUGCUGAUGCACGUUGUGAUUACAAUAGCAUCAUAGACUCACCCUGCAGUCUGGACACCUCUAGUGGCUACAGCACUUCCCAAAACCUAGCUUCAGAGUAUACGACCCUUGACCCCUCAGCUCUGUACACUGUCACACCCACAGGGUCACUGGUCAGCUCUUCACCGGUGAUGACACCUGCUCAACACUUCACCCCACCACGGGCAGCCUCAACUCCAUAUCGGCCCCACGACGUGAGCCCAUAUUACCGCACACCGGGCUGUGAGUCCUCCAGUCCACCAGGGGGUGACAGUCAGAUUUUCUCCACACCUCGUAUGUCCCGUAGCAGGACAGACUUAGCGUUUAGCAUGUCGUUAAGUCCACAAAACAGCGUCAAGACGCACAGUUUUCCUCAAGGACAAGCUUUUACACGCAGAGAUGCACAAGGAGGGUGGAAGUUCACCUGGGUGCCUAAACAAUGUUCAUAGAGAAUUAUAACUAUUUAUGUUUUGCGACGAAAUGCAUCUUUAUUUGAGUUUGUGACUCAUAAUUGCAAAACGCACAACUGUCCAGGUUAAUGAAGCAUAAUUCAAUAGCUUUGUGAUACAUUUUUUGAAACUUGUACAUAGUGUUGCGUCAUGAUUUGUCAUUGAUG
This is a messenger RNA of Triplophysa rosa, 1416 nucleotides long. It is a transcript of the gene gmnc, whose product is annotated as geminin coiled-coil domain containing. The record is from RefSeq and is a predicted model, not a curated record. The coding region runs from base 77 to 1249 and encodes 390 amino acids. Gene Ontology annotation, cellular component: nucleus. NCBI's taxonomy places the organism in Eukaryota, Metazoa, Chordata, Actinopteri, Cypriniformes, Nemacheilidae. Gene Ontology annotation, biological process: negative regulation of DNA replication; negative regulation of cell cycle. The transcript is spliced from 5 exons.